AUGGAGCAGCUUGGAACUCAGCGAAACCAGCUCGUGCAAGACCUGGUCACCCAGCAGCAGGAGUUCCAGCGGGAGUGUCUCCAGCAACUCGCAGUGGCGCUGGCCCGACCCGGAGAGGCACAGCCUGGAGGCGCAGCCGGGACUACGCGGCCCAGCCCCCCGAUCCGGCUGACGAAAAUGGUCCCCGGUGAUGACCCUGAAGCCUUUCUCGUCACCUUCGAGAGGGUGGCCGCCGUCGCCGGCUGGGUCCCGGAGCUAUGGGCUUCCAUAUUAGCCCCAUACCUGACUGGGACGGCGCAGAUGGUCUACCGAGGCCUGUCGGUGGAAGCCGCCCAAGACUACAGCCAAGUAAAGGCUGCCAUUCUCGAUGCCCUGGAUGUGAGCCCCGAGACUUUCCGCCAGCGGUUUAGGAGUCUGACCUACCCCACGGGGGCCCGACCUCGGCAGGUGGCCCAGGAACUCCGGGAAACCUGCAAGCGGUGGUUACAACCCAAGCACCGAACAUCGGAGGAGGUAAUGGAACAGGUGCUGCUAGAGCAGUUCACCCAUGUUCUUCCACCACGGGGGCGGGCCUGGGUCCUCCGCCACUGA
Messenger RNA from Chrysemys picta bellii (western painted turtle), 591 nucleotides. Lineage: Eukaryota; Metazoa; Chordata; Testudines; Emydidae. The record is from RefSeq and is a predicted model, not a curated record.